CCAUGUCCUCCCAGUUGGAACUCUCCUGGCCAGCGGAAUCCCAGCACGUCAUCUUCCGGGAGCUGGGCACGCACUACAUCCGCCAAGGUCGCUAUCGGGUGGCGACUUCCAACUUCACCAAAGCCGUUCAAGCCAAUCCGCAUGCCGUCGAUUGUCACUACCGGAAGAGUGUUGCCCAGUACCGGAAUUCGGAGCUGAAGGAUGCCCUCCGGAGUGCCCGUGAUGGAUUGGCCGUGGAGCGGGACGAGUUGGAUGAUCCUCGGGGGGAGGAUUUUCCAUGCUCGCUGCAGGAAUGCAAAACGAUUUUCGAGUUGGAUGAAUUUGAAGAGCACGUCAAGGUGACUUCGAAUCGGAGCAAGCAUUUCACCGGGCAUCGGUUGAAGGACAUGCAGGCGGAGCUUCGAUUGGCGUUCGAAAAUUAUGAUAACAUCCUGGGCAAACAAGCCGGGCCAUGCCUGUAUGAGCAGAGGCGUCGAUUGAUGAAGAUUGCAGAGGAGAACAAGCAGAGUGGUUAUGUUGAAACGCGGCCGGAAUGGAAGGUUAAACGGGACAACAAGGAAUGCGAUGCGGUGAGCGUGGUGGAGAUGGUUGUGAAGGAACCACACGUCAGACAGACGAAGAAGAAGGAGAAAAAUCUGAGGAUGCUGGGUCAGGUGUAUUUGGGCCCUGGAUGGAAGAAUUUGGAAUUUUUGAGUUCUUUGAGGAAAGGAGGAGCUUGGGAGAAGACCGUGAACCUUUCGGAAGCACCUGUAAGCUCUAAGAUGUUGUCCGAUAUAAUUGAAGAGUGCUACAAUCGCGUUGAAACGGAGUUGCAUAGCUUGCAAUCAAGAACUCCAUUCUACACGUAUCGCCGGAAUAGAUUCCGAUCGUCGGAAAAAGUGGAUACGUACUUGCUGGAUGAAAUGUUCAAGAUACGAUACAAAACCUACAGGGAUGCCUUUAACCAGUUGGAUAGGAUGCAUGAGCUGCGCAAGCAGGGGCGCUUGACCCAGUUGCUGAUGUAUACCAACGAUAUUCUCUGGAACUACUACCAGACCAAAACGGAGCGGGUUUUCCCGGAUCGGUACAAGUUUGUGAACGAAAUUUGCAAUUUGGUAGGAUUGGCGUUUAUGGAGAGCUUCCAGAUCCCGCCGACGCUGAUGGACGAGCGAUUGAAAGAUCGACUCUCAAUUCUGUUUCGCCUGCCACUGGGCAAGGACGAGGAUGAUGUUGUGGUGCCCAUUUUCGGAGACAAAUCCACGUAUCGUGAUCCGGCUGCUCCGGAUUAUGGUUACAUAGCUUACAAAAACAAACUUACGGUGUUGGAAAAGCGUAUCCCGCACUCGAGGUAUGCUAUCGAGAGAGCUUUCCUGUAUCACGAAAUGUGUCGCCACCAUCUGGAGGCUAGCAAGUUGGACGAAACGCGCAUCAUGGCACGGCGGGUUAUCGACGAAGCGACGCAAAGUGGUAGCAACUUGUGGAAGUUUUUGGGCGUGUUGGCCAUCGUUCGGGCCGACUGCAGCCAAAUGAAUCUGGAGAAGUUGACAGACUCACUGGAGGACGCAAGCCAAGCGGUGUUGGCUUUGGAAGACGAACGGCUGGCCCAUGUGAUCCAGGUGGCGAGAAUUAUCAAUGGCAAACUGAUGACCGAGAAGAUGGAACAAAGAGCUUCUUUUCAAAUCAAUCGCAUUCAACUGGAAUAG
Molecule: messenger RNA, 1682 nt
Organism: Ochlerotatus camptorhynchus
Lineage: Eukaryota; Metazoa; Arthropoda; Insecta; Diptera; Culicidae
Exons: 3
Coding region: 3-1682 (559 amino acids)
Molecular function (GO): protein binding
Source: RefSeq, a predicted model, not a curated record